AUGGUGUCCAAUCCUUUUCACACCGAUGCUUUAAGAGGCCUGUGUACCAGCGACCAACUCAAACUUCUCGAUUCUAUCGACAGCCUGCGCUCUCAAGGCAUCAGCCACUAUGUAUCUCUGCCACAGAUCAUCGUGUGCGGCGACCAGUCAUCCGGGAAAAGCUCCGUGCUCGAAGCCAUCUCAGGCGUCUCCUUCCCAAUCAAAAGCAGUCUAUGUACCCGGUUCCCAAUCGAAUUGGUCCUCCGCAAGACCUUCCAUAUCGGCGUCAACGUAUCCAUCGUCCCCGACCAAUCUCGGAGCGAGGCAGAGCGGCAUUCACUGGGCAGCUUCUCCCAAACCCUGGACGGGUUUGACGGUCUUCCGGCGCUUAUUGAAAGUGCGCAAAUGGCCAUGGGGAUAUCCAUCCACGGAAAGUCCUUUGCGAAGGAUUUGUUGCGCAUUGAGAUUUCAGGCCCGGAUCGCCCUCAUCUAACCAUUGUCGAUUUGCCGGGACUCGUGCACUCGCAGACAAAACAGCAGACCUUCUCCGAUGUCGAACUAGUCAAGGAUGUCGUCAAAACCUACAUGAAAGAACCAAGAAGUAUCAUACUUGCUGUGGUCUCGGCAAAGAACGAUUACGCCAACCAGAUUGUGCUGAGCCUGGCGCGAAGCGCUGAUCCGGACGGUACUCGCACGCUGGGCGUCAUUACAAAACCCGAUACACUCAACCCCGGUUCGGAGAGUGAAGCUACCUAUGUUGCGCUUGCAAGGAACCAAGAUGUCGAAUUCCGUCUCGGCUGGCAUGUGUUGAAGAACAUGGACUCUGAAAAAGGGGAAUCAACACUAGCGCAACGUGACGCCAAAGAAGCCGAGUUCUUCGCCCAGGGGGUAUGGCAGGCGCUCCCUCGCUCAUUGCUGGGGAUCGACAAGCUGCGUAACAGACUUAGCAAAGUCCUGGUCGGUCAGAUCGCGACUGAGCUUCCUAGCUUGGUUGCAGAAAUCGAAAGCAAAUCAGAAACCUGUCGCCGUCAGCUGGAGGAACUGGGACAACCCCGAGCCAACCUGGACGAGCAGCGGACCUACCUACUUCAGAUCAGUCAGGAAUUUCAAUCUCUUGUCAGAGCCUCUAUCGAUGGCACAUACAGCGACUCCUUUUUCGAAAAUGCAAAAUCCGAGACCGGCUACAAAAAGCGCAUCCGAGCCAUUGUGCAGAAUCUCAGCGAUGAUUUCGCCGAGAACUUGACCGAGAAGGGCCAUUAUUGUCAGAUCGUUGAGUCGGAGGCUGACAUGGCCUUUGUUCCAAAGGGAAUCAUCGCCUUUACCAGGGCGGACUACAUCGUCCGGGUCCGGGAUUUGAUCAAAAGAGCCAGGGGAAGAGAGCUGCCGUCCAUGUUCAAUUCCAUGAUUGUGGCGGACUUGUUUGUAGAACAGUCUAGUCCAUGGGAGGGCAUCACUAACGACUACAUUCGGUCGAUCUGGGAGGCUGCUCGUGAGUUUGUGUGUUUGACUGCCAGUCACGUCGCGGAUUCCGAAACUUCCAGGCUUCUUUCCCACGAGGUCUUUCAACCCGUUUUGAGUGCUUUGAUGGGAGCAUUGAAGUCAAAAACUGCGGAGCUGUUGACGCUCCAUCGAUCUAGCCAUCCGAUUACGUAUAAUCAAGAUUUCGUCAAUGCCCUCCAGACAGUGCGCGAAGAUCGCGAUGAGAAACAGAACAUAGAAACUAUCAAGAACUUCUUCGGUGUCUCUUCGAUGGAAAAUUUUCAUUCUAACAGAACAUAUGACCUUCGCCCACUAGCAAAAGCGCUUGUGCAUUACGCCAACUCUGGCGUUGACAGUCUUGCCUGCUCCGACGCCCUGAACUGCAUGGAGGCAUAUUACAAUGUGGCCCUCAAACGUUUCGUUGACGACGUCGCAAUCCACGUCAUUGAGGCAAAGCUCAUUGCCCAUCUGAACAACAUGUUUUCCCCAAUGACCGUGCUUUCAAUGGCGCCUGAUCUUGUACAGAAGGUAGCUGGAGAGUCUGAGGAGAGACGCGCAGAGCGAGAACAGUGGGCCAAGCAGCGAGAAAUCUUGCUCAAGGGAAUUGAGACGUGCAAUCGGUUCAUGGAUGUUUCUCUUUGCCAGAGUGACGGAUUUCCUGCUCAGGCCACUCACAUUUCCAUCACCACUGGCGGAGGCCCUGUCGAGGCUGUCGCAACGGAGGAAGGUCCUUCACUAGCGGAAACGCCGAGUUUCAAUCGACUGAGAACCUGGGGUCAAAGUCUACAGAAGCAAGAAGUAUAG
Messenger RNA from Talaromyces atroroseus, 2262 nucleotides. RefSeq lists its product as hypothetical. Lineage: Eukaryota; Fungi; Ascomycota; Eurotiomycetes; Eurotiales; Trichocomaceae. Gene Ontology annotation, cellular component: cytoplasm; membrane; microtubule. Bases 1 to 2262 code for a protein of 753 amino acids. Gene Ontology annotation, molecular function: GTPase activity; microtubule binding; GTP binding. The transcript has 4 exons. The record is from RefSeq and is a predicted model, not a curated record.